AUGGAAAAUGAUGUAGACGAACAUAUAGACUUAGGCAGCUUCGACCUCAUCGGCGACCUCGCGCAUCAACACCCCGCCUACUCCAACUUCGUUUCCCACAUCGCCGAGCUGCUGGCGAGUGGCAGCGCGGAGCGCGCGUCGUUUCUUCCAUUGUCGACGACGCUCUCUCGCGCACGCCAGGUCCUUCUGGGCUCUCUUCUCACUAGCCGAGGCGUCGAAAUCUUCGGCGGAGAAGACUCCACCAAGAAGCUCAAGUAGAAGGAGGAAAUGGAAGCAAAAGGAGAAAGGCAAUGCGGAGUUGGGUCAGGAGAUCACGGAGGAAACACCCAAGU
Messenger RNA from Coniophora puteana RWD-64-598 SS2, 332 nucleotides. RefSeq lists its product as uncharacterized. The coding region runs from base 1 to 258 and encodes 85 amino acids. NCBI's taxonomy places the organism in Eukaryota, Fungi, Basidiomycota, Agaricomycetes, Boletales, Coniophoraceae. The transcript is spliced from 2 exons. The record is from RefSeq and is a predicted model, not a curated record.